CCGAGCACAGGAGCCUUUCGGUUUGGAAGUAGUUUGUAAAACCCGAAGUAGCUCAAAGUGUCCUCCUUGACAUGGAUUAUCUGGUCACCCUAGCAAUGCCAGUACUUCAAGCCCGAACCCCUGUUUCUGAGCGGGGCUCAGUGAGUGAUUCAGCCAUAAGCCUUCAUCCGUAUGGAACCACACUGACAGUUGCCCUGUCCUCAAAUUGUUUGAUGAAGAUCCUGUAAUAUUUUCAUGUGUAAAUACAUUGUAUAUGAACCGCUCAAGCUGUCAAGUGUUUGACAUUGUAUUGAGUCAUUAUUUACUUUUGUAGUUCUUACAUGGAAGGUGUUAGUGCAGUGUGGGAUUUAAAUUCCAGUUUAUUGUGCAGUGUGCGUUACAUUUUUACUUAUUUUUCAGUAGUUAGGAAUGUUACUGUCCCUUUAAAAUUUAAACAUAACCCAAUUUGCCCUGGGGAGGGUUCAGUUUGAGCUGGAGUUCAACCAUUAUGACAAGGGCUGUCAGAGGUGACUUUGUUUAUAUAUGAAUGUCUGUUGACUGAUGUGUGCUGCUAGAAAUUAUUCACCAAGCCUCGUUGGUAUACAUGUGUGUUCCAUCUGUAUCAGUAAGGUUACUUCAGAUACCCCCACUCUGGGUCUACAGAACACCCUUAUGUUUUUCCCAGAAGUGCUGCAGUUAAAACUCAUGAACUGGCCUUAGGUAAAAUUCUUGUUUUUAGUAAUUUCCCCUUAUCCGUUUUUGAAUCUCGUAGGGCUGGUAGUUCUGCAGAAUGUGAAUAGGGGUCCCAACAUUAGGAAAAAAAAAGGUUUCUCUGGCUUAAGUUUCUGGAUAUGUUAUAUUUGUGAAAAAUUUGCAGCCUUGUGUUUUCUCAUACUUUGUCUUGCAUUGAUGUUGUACCUGUGCCCUUUCAUUGAGCAUGUUUGUGACAGCAAUUUCCCCUUCGGAUCUAUGGAGUAUGGUUAUCUAUCCAUCUCUGAUUAAUAGCUGUUGAAUAGAUUGUUCCACACCUAAAAUCAAGACAUGAAUGUGUUGCAAAGAGCAGGAAUUAAUUGAAAUUAUUCAGGACAUUUUUUUCCCCAAUAACUGCGUCACAAGCUUCACUUGGGCAGAUUGAAGAGGAGGAGGCAGCCACAUUGAAAUGAAAGUUUUAUCGCUGCAGUGUUUGAUGUUGCGUUCUGGGCUCAAAUUAGAGAUCCCAGCUGUAUUGGUGUGGGGCAACAUCAUGUACCCCUGCCUGCUAAUGAGUUUCAGCAGAUCAGAGUUUGUGUCCCCUGAUCAAGGUUGUCCCCCCACACCCAGGAUACUCACAAUUGUCCAUAGACUCUGUUCAGCCAGUUUGGAGGAUUUUCAGUUUUUCUCUGACACACUUAUUCGUGCCAUGAACUAGGCGCACAUGGGUUCUCACUGAUAAGUGAAAUUGUGAACGCCAUGUUGGUAUACUAGCUAGCACUAUAUCAAUUAUGCGAUUAAUCUUUAAAUCGCAUUUCAGUUAUUCACAAUUUUCCAUCAAAUUGAAUUGUUAGUUUACAGCAGUACUGUUUAACACCAGUAGUAGAGUCUAACGUUUUAUUUUACCAACAUUCUUUCAAUAUGCUGUUUAUGUAGCCUAUGCUACGUGCACUGCAGUGCAAAAAAGGUAGAAGUGUGGCCUUUAUGUAUGCAUGAAGAAAGGCAUAGUUUAUGCAUCUGGGAAUUGAAGUAUGCAAUGACUUUAUUCAAGAUAUUGACUUAUCCUAGAUAGUUUAAGGCCCUUAAUGCCUGCUAAUUAAAUUUGACCUAUUUUGAAUUUAAGUAGUUCCAUUAUUUCAGUAUUGGAGUGUCAAAUGUCAGGAUACUAUGGUUAUAACGUGAUGCAUAAUACAUUGAAUUAUGAUGAGUAUUGUAUCGGGGCUAGUUAGCAAUACCCAGCCUUAAUACUAGCUAAUUUAAAAAAAAAAAACAAAAAAAAACAUUGUCUUAUAAAACGGUGGCACUUAUUGCGAGUACCCAGAUAUCAAACUGCAACGCACAGGAGACUUUAUCUUGUUAUACAAAAUAUGUUGGAAAUAAAUAAAGCAGUUGAGCUAAUUAGAUGGUUUUUCACAGACUGAUGUCUGCCUUGAGGGGGUGAAUGACAACUGUCAAACUGAAGGGCGAGGCACAUGGCUGACUUUUGCACUAUCCAGCCCAUUCUUCUCCUUUACGCUCUGGUAGUAUGGCUUUUGACAGAGGCGGUCAUGCCUCAGUGUGAAUAAAUACAUCUUUGUUUGGAGUUCACUGGGUGCAGGGAAAGCACUUCUCGUCAUGUGUGUUAUUGACAGAACAUCUUGUGGCUGUUGGGGUGCAGGGAGAAACAAUUAGCGUUCGUCAGGAAAUGUGAGAAGAAAUAGAAUUUGUUAAAAAAACAAAAAGAAGAAAAAGAAUUGGUCAGUGUAAUGUAGGGUUAUAAGGGGCUGUGCGGCAGUUCAUUGUUCAUGCUCGUGUGACACCGGGUCAUGGCAGAUUGUGAGACCACAUGGGUCUUGGGCAAAACUUGUGCAGUACCAGAUCAAUCAGAUGAACCUAGCUGGCCACCUAUUAAAAAUUCUUCAUUAAUAUAUUUGAAUGCCAUGUAUUUAUUAUUUUUUAUGUAAAAAUGAACUGUGUUCUGUUUUAAAUACAAGUGUCCAGUGAAAUAAAGAAUAAAAUCCUAUUUGUUUCACCACUGCUGUGUUAUAAUACGUGUACACUUGGGUAUCUGUCAACCAAAUUCAGUGUUAUUUAUAAAUUUAAAAAAAUUAUGGCUCAUAGCUCUUAUCAAUGUGUUCCGCACAUUUAGAUAUGCAUAUGUAUGCACUGUCUGUCUACGUGCAAGGGGUGUGCGAUCAGCACCCAGCAGAGCACCCUGCCUGCACUCAGAGGAUGAGAGCCAAGCGGCAGUCUGGCUCAGGAAACAGCAGCCGUCCCCAUGCAUCACAGCCCCGGGCAGACGGCCAUGUGGGGAAGCCGUGGGAGGCACGCGGGUCUCCGGUGUUUCUCAUUAAAGACUGAAGUUGAAGAGGACAGAUGCUUCUAUGCUUUUCAAGGCCAUUGGGUAGCAGGACUCCACCGAUUCCAUAGGCUAAGCUGAAGAUACACUUUGUGGACGGCAGCUGGUUUUCUGUGAUAAGCGAACCAGCGGAGAGCAAAGUUCAGACCCUCUAAGGCACAUUGGGUUGGUUAUGUGGGGGAGGGGGGAGUCCUUUUCCAGACUUUCUUAGUUCAAAUACACCUGAACCAAGAAUACUGACAGAAAAGAAUGCUGGGGAACUUGUUUAAAGAUAUUUAAGUUCCUGCUGAUUUGUCCAUGGGAGAAAAAGACGAGCUGUUGAGCAUCCGGCGUAGGAAAAAGGAACUGUUGGAUGACAUUGAGCGGCUGAAGUUUGAAAUUGCUGAAGUUAUGAGUGAAAUCGAACAGCUAACAAAUGUGGGUGAGAGCAAAACUUCGCAGAGAAACAAGCAAAUUACCAUGGGAAGGAAGAAGUUUAACAUGGACCCUAAAAAGGGAAUCCAGUUCCUCCUGGAGAAUGAGCUGCUACUCCACACACCAGAGAGCAUCGCGCAGUUCCUCUAUAAGGGGGAGGGCCUCAACAAGACUGUCAUUGGCGAGUACCUGGGGGAGAGGGAUGAUUUUAACAUCAAGGUGCUACAGGCGUUUGUGGAGCUUCAUGAGUUUGCAGACCUGAACCUGGUGCAGGCUUUGAGGCAGUUCCUGUGGAGCUUCCGACUGCCUGGAGAGGCACAGAAGAUCGACCGCAUGAUGGAGGCCUUUGCAUCACGUUACUGCCAGUGCAACCUGGGGGUCUUCCAGUCCACAGACACCUGCUACGUGCUCUCCUUUGCCAUCAUCAUGCUGAACACCAGCCUCCACAACCCCAAUGUGCGUGACAAGCCGCCGCUGGAGAGGUUCAUCUCCAUGAACAGGGGCAUCAACGAUGGUGGGGACCUCCCCGAGGAGCUGCUCAGGAAUUUGUACGAAAGCAUUAAAAAUGAGCCCUUUAAAAUCCCAGAGGAUGAUGGGAACGAUCUGACGCACACCUUCUUCAACCCGGACCGAGAAGGCUGGCUGCUGAAGCUGGGUGGCCGUGUGAAAACCUGGAAGCGGAGAUGGUUCAUUUUGACUGACAGCUGCUUGUAUUACUUUGAAUACACAACAGAUAAGGAACCACGUGGCAUCAUUCCGCUGGAGAAUCUCAGCAUCAGGGAAGUGGAGGAGCCCAGGAAGCCUAACUGCUUUGAGCUGUACAAUCCCAAUCACAAGGGCCAAGUGAUCAAGGCCUGUAAGACUGAGGCGGACGGCCGUGUCGUGGAGGGUAACCAUGUGGUCUACAGGAUCUCCGCCCCUACGCUGGAAGAGAAGGAAGAGUGGAUCAAGUCUAUCAAGGCCAGUGUCAGUAGGGAUCCCUUCUAUGACAUGCUGGCGGCCCGGAAGCGACGCAUAGCCAGUAAGAAGUGAGCCAGCACUCUGCGCAGCGCGCUGGCCGUAGCUGGGCCACCAGGGGGCACUGUGGGACCAGCCUUGUGGACUCAGCAGAAGACCUGCAGGGAUGGUGGGGUACCCCCAUGCGGAUCGUAAGGAGCCCCACCCACACAGUAUUCCUCAUCGUUUCGGUAGCCGGUUUCUCUGUGUUUGUUCGUCUGCUGAUCCAAUCACCUGAGUGGAACGGCCGUGCUGACUGAGAUGCACUCGGCAUGGGAGCCGUCCUCCACUAAACGCACAAGCGCAUACGGGAAAUCAUGGACGGAUGUUUAAUGUUUCCACGAAAAUGUUCUUGACGGAAGCAUCAGCAUGUAGCACUGAGUGUUGAAUGAAGAAUGAAGAGACAUUAAAACCCAUGGUUUGGCAGAGUGCACUUCUGUUCUCGUUGUCUGGUACCUUUACAAUCCAUCACCAUCGGCAGUCUUAUGAAUAGUAGAUUCGAGACGCACAUCGAUAAUCAGUCACAGCGAUUGACUUCAGAUUUUAGCUUUAAUGCCAACAAGCAGCUUACAGUCGACCAGACUGAUGCCAGGUCACAUUUUCUGAGGUCGAGAAUCACAUAAUAAGCAGUGGUGGGAGACCUGUGACCCCUCGUGCUUUUCCAGUGUACAGAGGGUGUGUUUGUGUGGCCCCCUCCAGGGUCUGUCUCCAUGCACGCUUUCAUUCCUUUCUUCGGCGGCCGUCCACUUGAGUUCCUAGAACCCAUCGCGGUCCAAACCGUCGAAUACUUGAUAUUUAUUUUGUGCAGUUGCUAAAUUCUAUUGUGAACUGUUUCAUUUUCUUAAGUUAUGUGUAAAUGAUGUAUAGGUAUUUUUGGUGUGUAAGUUAAAGGUAAUGCCCAUAUUUAUAGGAAUUGCUUGGUAUGGGAUUCUAAAGAUCAUGAUGGUGGUGAGAAACCAAACAAUGUAUACAUGGCUGCAGCAUGUGCCUUCUGGGGGGUGACCUGGGUGCAGCUAUGUAUAUAUACACAAAGAAUAUCCAGACCAUCCUAUGUGAUUGUUAAAUAUUACAUGGACCUCAUUAAAAUGCACUUAUUUGUUGA
Molecule: messenger RNA, 5519 nt
Organism: Paramormyrops kingsleyae
Lineage: Eukaryota; Metazoa; Chordata; Actinopteri; Osteoglossiformes; Mormyridae
Product: cytohesin-3-like
Biological process (GO): regulation of ARF protein signal transduction
Molecular function (GO): guanyl-nucleotide exchange factor activity
Source: RefSeq, a predicted model, not a curated record